Molecule: messenger RNA, 1343 nt
Organism: Coffea eugenioides
Lineage: Eukaryota; Viridiplantae; Streptophyta; Magnoliopsida; Gentianales; Rubiaceae
Product: 8-hydroxygeraniol dehydrogenase-like
Exons: 5
Coding region: 4-1077 (357 amino acids)
Biological process (GO): lignin biosynthetic process
Molecular function (GO): zinc ion binding; cinnamyl-alcohol dehydrogenase activity
Source: RefSeq, a predicted model, not a curated record
GAAAUGGCAAAAACACAGCAUCCAGUGAAGGCUGUAGGAUGGGCUGCCAGAGACCCAUCUGGAGUGCUCUCUCCAUUUAAGUUUUCAAGAAGGGCUACUGGUGAGCAUGAUAUUCAAUUCAAAGUGUUGUAUUGUGGAAUCUGUCAUGCGGAUCUUCAUUUCUGCAAGAAUGAAUGGGGCUUCUCCCAGUACCCCAUGGUGCCAGGGCAUGAAAUUGUGGGUGUAGCAAUUGAAGUUGGUAGUAAGGUUGAGAAAGUCAAGGUUGGGGACAAGGUUGGUGUCGGUUGCCUAGUAGGAUCAUGUCGCGGCUGUGAUAUGUGUUCCCAAGAUCUUGAGAACUACUGCCCGAAACACAUACUAACAUACAGCGCCAUUGACACGGAUGGAACACUCACGCAAGGAGGCUAUUCUAAUAUCAUGGUUGCUGAUGAGCACUUUGUUGUUCGCUGGCCGGAGAAUCUGCCGAUGGAUAUCGGUGCACCCCUCCUAUGUGCUGGGAUCACUACUUAUAGCCCAUUGAGAUAUUUUGGACUCGAUAAACCUGGCGUACAUGUCGGCAUUGUUGGCUUGGGCGGGCUUGGGCAUGUUGGCGUGAAAUUCGCGAAGGCUUUUGGGGCAAAGGUGACUGUGAUCAGUACCUCCGAGGGUAAAAGGCAGGAAGCCAUAGGAAAACUUGGUGCAGAUGGUUUCUUAAACAGCCGUGAUCCUGAGCAGCUGCAGGCUGCGGCAGGUACCAUGGAUGGUAUUAUAGAUACUGUUUCUGCUGUUCACCCCAUUGUCCCACUGAUCAAUUUGUUGAAGCCUCAUGGGAAGAUUGUCAUGGUUGGGGUACCCGAAAAACCACUUGAAUUUGGCACAAUUCCCCUUAUAGCGGGCAGGAAGACCAUUUCUGGGAGUGCCGUCGGUGGCUUAAAGGAAACUCAAGAAAUGAUCGAUUUUGCGGCAAAGCACAAUAUCUUACCAGAUGUGGAGAUCGUCCCGGUGGACUAUGUCAACACCGCAAUGGAGCGCCUGCUGAAAGCUGAUGUCAAGUACCGAUUCGUGAUUGACAUUGGAAACACAUUGAAAUCUGAUUAAAUUGUGCAGUCCAUGCUCUUGAAAAUCUAGCUUAUACAAGAAAAGACCUAAAAAUAUUCUUUUUUCCGAAACGAUAUUAGUAAUAUAUUGAUCAUCAACUAAACUUUACAUUAUUCUUUCCUAAAAAUAUUUUUUCCCUAUUAGAAUUUUUGCCCAACUGUUAUGGGAUUGGAUAUUUACUAGUAAUGAAAUAUACUACCAUCUGUAGUGAGUAGUUUCAUACUUGUAGUCUCAAUUGUAACAACCUUUGUUGUUGCCGUCUUUCA